Haemonchus placei is the source of this 1239-nucleotide messenger RNA. NCBI's taxonomy places the organism in Eukaryota, Metazoa, Nematoda, Chromadorea, Rhabditida, Trichostrongylidae. The record is from the annotation of a GenBank genome assembly.
GUUUGUGAAGUUGUAUUCGAUCUCACAUCAAAGCUCAGCUUAGAAGACAGAGAUGGUGUGGAUUCUGAAUUGGAAGCGCACUCUAGCCCCUCCACUUCGAGAGUGAAUGAUCGCCUGGACACUGAAACGUCCCCCGUGGAAUACUUUGACGAAGCAACAGGCGAAAUGAUUUCCGUACCACGAAAAACUAGCGAGGUCAAAGGUAGUAACGAAAGAAGGAGGGAAAGACGGCGGAAAGCUCAGGAGGAACUGCAAAGCGGCGGUGGCAAUGACGAUGAUUUAAAUAGGGAAUAUUACGAAAGCACGAGUGAAGAGGAGGACGAACGAAUACAGAUGAGAGAAGAUGAAAGGUUUUCGCAACCGCCCCUAUUACGAAUCAUGGAUUCCAAGAAUAAUCUCCAUGUGAUCACUAUCUGUGGAGGAGUCGUUGGUAGGCAAACCGGAUGUGAUAUUGUUAUCGAUGAUUCAUCUAUUUCGAGGAAACAAUUGGACUUUGUGUUUGUUCCGGAGAGUAAUUCAUACGUUGUGAACAAGCUUACCAACAAAGGUCAUGUCUAUCUGAAUGACUACGAACUGUUGGCAGACGAUGGACGAGAAAUUGAACAUGGUGAUAUUCUUAAAUUCGGCAAAGAAUUUUUGCGAGUUCAUGUCCAUUUUGGAAACAAUACUUGCCCUGGAUGUGAACAAGGGCUUUUGACGACUGAAACAGCCGCAGUAUCACAGUCAGUGACUGUUCCCUAUGGUGAGACUGCUCGUAGAAGAAACAUGAAAGCGCUUAAGGCCAUGUACGGAAUCAACGACUAUGCAGAAAAUGCUCGCACUCCAUAUUUUGGCCCAGACCGUGCCGCAAAACGACGGCGUCUUGUUGGCUCGGAAAUUGACGUAAAUAAGGACGUAGGCAAAGUUGAUCCGAAUGAUAUCUACGCCGGAUGUGCUGCUAAACCGGUUCCAGGUGCCGUUGUUGUGUCAAAGUUCGAUCCGGUCAAACCACUCAAUGAAGCAAACAAAGGGUUCCGCCUGCUUCAAAGUAUGGGUUGGAAAGAAGGCGAGGGGCUAGGAAAGGAUGGAAAGGGGCGACAACAACCGGUCGAAUCCAAUGUCCGUAGUGAACGAGCGGGAUUAGGCUCUACUGAACCCAAGGUCGUGCCACCAAAAAACCGGAAAGAGGCAAUCUUGGACAAAACGCGAGAACGAUACGAAAAGUUGCUCAACGAAGUCGGAGAUGAUCAAUCGUCAUAA